CUAGCGCCCGCUACUGGUGGCGCCUAACGGUGCCCCUGGGCUGGGCCUCAAUGCUGAGGAUCAAAGCUGGGGCCUUUGUAUCCCAGAUGGUGCCUGACUUGACAGUGGCUGGACUUAACGAUGGUGCAAAAGGGUUAUGGCUGAGCAUUGCUUCAACUUCUGGCUUCUGCUACUGGACUUCCUCUGGAGUACUGAAGAUCCCGACAGUUGUGUGUACUCGGGGGAUGCGGGGCCGGACCCUGAACCCUCGGACCAUUUACCCUGUGCUGCCCAAACUCCGUGCCCUCCUGCCCUUGUCCUGUCAGAAGUGGCUUUGCUGCAGAAGCCACAGCCAGGACGUCUCCGUGGACACCAGCUUGUUUCCGGAAAAGCUGAGGAAUGGGGUGCUACAAGACAGUGGAGACAAGUGGGCGAUGGCUGAAGAUGGGCCAAGCCAGGAGGGGCUCAGUCCCACCUUCAUCCUCCAGGAGACCUCACUGUGACGGGGACUAGGCUGAGGCCUCUGUCCUCACUGCCAGGUGCUCCCAGAACCCAGUCUUCUGUCUCUUGGAGGCCAGAGCCCCUCACUGUGUCUGCCCUGAGCAGAGGGUAGAGCUGUCAUGGUACAGGGACAAGGGGCAGGUGAGAGCUUUCUUGAUUUCCCAAAUCUAUGCUGGAGCACAGGUGUUGAAAGUGUUAGAUUUCGCAACUUUACACUCUGUAAAAGCAGAACCAAGGGCUGGGGAUUUAGCUCAGUGGUGCCUUGACUGUUUUGCAAGCUCAAGGUCCAGAGUUUGAACCCUAAAAACCCAAAGAGGUUUUGCUUCUCUGGGUUGUAUCACUGAUUAUUACC
Messenger RNA from Fukomys damarensis (Damara mole-rat), 832 nucleotides. RefSeq names its product sodium-dependent multivitamin transporter-like. The record is from RefSeq and is a predicted model, not a curated record. Bases 51 to 482 code for a protein of 143 amino acids. NCBI's taxonomy places the organism in Eukaryota, Metazoa, Chordata, Mammalia, Rodentia, Bathyergidae. The transcript is spliced from 6 exons.